This is a messenger RNA of Octopus bimaculoides (California two-spot octopus), 3806 nucleotides long. Its product is annotated as NAD kinase. The record is from RefSeq and is a predicted model, not a curated record. Lineage: Eukaryota; Metazoa; Mollusca; Cephalopoda; Octopoda; Octopodidae. Gene Ontology annotation, biological process: NAD+ metabolic process; NADP+ biosynthetic process. Gene Ontology annotation, molecular function: NAD+ kinase activity.
UUGGCCGAUUCGAAAGUGUGGCUGUUGGUGUUUUAUCUAACUUUGCAAGAGACUGAUGGAGUUAUUUGCAGAAUCUAAUAACAACCACCACACUCCAGAACUUAUUUCAUUCAUUCACAUAUAGAUAUUUAUAUGUAUGCAAUUUCUGUUGUAGUUGUAAUGACAUAUCGUAAUUGACAUGUCAUUUGUGGAGAGAUUCGGCUAAUGUUAUGUUGAAGAUAUAUGGUUAUCAGCAGUCCGUGUCUCUGGAUAAGCGAUAGGACAAACAAGCAGGUUAAAUUGUAAGCGACCUCAAGAAAGGAAGGAAAAAAUAACAAACAAACAAGGAAGGUGGUUUAUUGGUGGAGUUGGUGCUGGUUUUUUCCUUAUGUUUUUAAUUACUGAUUAACUUAAUGAAGAUCAGAAUGAAUGAUAAUCAGAAUGAUACUCCCUCUACUUUACCCAAUGUUCAAACGUUACCUUCUUUCCAAACCACAAGUCUCCCUCAUACCGCCUGUAAUACCGACUGCAGUGCUAGUCAUCAUCAUCUUUACCACCACCGGCCGCUUGUUUCACAGACAGCCAUCAACACUAACACUACUGGUCCAACAACGUUAACAUCUUUGUCGUCCACGUGUGAAACCAUGGAAGUUAAUCGCCACAGUAAGAAACCAGAACGUCACUUUCCUAGGAACCAACAUAACACUAGUAUUUUUGCAGAAGUGGAAUUUGGGCCAAAAGGAACUUUGAUGGACAACUCUAGACUCAUAACAAUUCCGGAACAAACAGGACAGAAACUAAAAUGGUCAGAACCUCCAGAAACAGUUCUGGUGCUUAAAAAGUCAUUUGGUGACAAUAUGUUUGAACCAUUUAUUGAGGUUCUCUUCUGGCUUACUUAUGAGAAAAAAUUGACGGUGUUUGUAGAGUCAAAAGUUUUAAACCCUAUAUUUUUCAAGGACGAACGAUAUGACGGCAUAAAAAAUCAUCUACAAACUUUCAAUCAAGAUAAUGAAGACCUAACAGACCGCAUAGAUCUUGUGAUAUGUUUAGGAGGAGAUGGAACCUUGAUGUAUGCAGCAUCUCUUUUCCAGCAAAGUGUACCCCCAGUAAUGUCUUUCCAUCUUGGCUCUCUUGGAUUUCUUGCACCGUUCCAGUUUCGGGAAUUUAAAGAAGACAUCACACAAGUUUUAGAAGGUAACGCUACUUUACUACUUCGAAGUCGACUGGAAUGUAUUGUCUGUAAAGCUGGUACGGAACUGUCAAAAAAGAGUGACUGGAAGAAUAUUCUGGUACUGAAUGAAGUUGUUCUUGACCGAGGAUUAUCUCCCUAUUUGUGUAAUCUGGAUUUGUAUGUAGAGCGACAUUUAGUGACAUCUGUACAAGGUGAUGGUAUUAUUAUAUCUACUCCUACCGGAAGUACAGCCUAUGCUGUUGCCGCAGGUGCCUCUAUGAUGCAUCCUAGUGUCCCUUCCAUCAUGAUAACCCCCAUCUGCCCUCAUUCAUUGUCUUUCCGACCUAUUGUGGUACCAGCUGGAGUUGAGAUAAAGUUGAUGGUAUCCAAAGAAGCACGCAAUACAGCCUGGGUUUCUUUUGAUGGUCGUAGCAGGCAGGAGCUGAAGGUUGGUGAUUGUGUGAAAAUCAAGACAGCAACUCAUCCAGUUCCUUCAAUAUGUUGUAAAGAUCCCAUUGAUGACUGGUUCAACAGUUUAGCUGAAUGUUUACAUUGGAAUGUACGGAAAUUGCAAGGAGGACCUUCAUCGACCACAAGUAUGGCUAGUCUGAAUUCUGAUGAAAUAGAGUUUAAUCAUAGCAGCUAACCCCCAGUCUCUUCCUUUUGGACCCUUCAACAUCUAGCUUACACAAUCUAUUCGGCUGUUAUUGGCUGAUUGUUCAUCACACUUUUGCUGAGAGAGAGAGAGAGAGAGAGAGAGUGAGAGUGUGAGUGUGAGUGUGAGUGAGUGAGUGAGUGAGUGAGUGAGUGAGUGAGAGUUUUCUUGAUCAUUAAAAUCAUUUACUGGAAACAAAUGAGUGAUUGUCUAAUGAAGUAUAUGAAAGUCAACAUUUUAUAUAAAAGCUGGUUGUUAUUCUUAAAAUUGGACUAUUAAUGCUGGUUGUUUCCUUUUAAAUUAUUGCAGUGCAGUCGUACACUGAUUUUUGAGAUUUAUCAGCACAGACUGUACGUAAAGUUUCUUCCAAUCAAUAUAGGGCUCGGUAGUGAUACUCGGCUCUCCAUUGUUUUAUUAUUACUAUAAUUAAGGUGGUGGAGUGGUAGAAGCGUUAGAGCAUUGGACAAAUGUCUUAUGGUACUUAGUUACGACCCUUUACAUUCUGUGUUCAAAUCCCACCUAAGUCAACUUUACCUUUCAUCUUUCUGAGGUCAAUUAAAUAAAACACCAGUGCAAUACUUGGAUCAAUAUAAUUGACUAACUUCUUCUUUAAGUUCGAGGCCUUGUGCCUAUCUUCAAAAUGAUUAUUUAUUAGACACUUGGGCCAAGACCUACAAGAUUUCAUGGAAAGCCAUCUUAGACCAAUAUAACAGUAGAUGGUUAUGCUUGUUACAUAUUUUGUUAACAAUACACCCCUUCCCUAUCUUUUUUUAUUUAUACAUUUUGGUGACUGCUCCGGACUUGUGUACUUAUUUCCUGACAUUAUGUAAUGUUUAGUAUAACUAAUUAUUCAUGUUCUGUAAUUUGUUGACAUUAAUAUAGUUACAAAGAAUUUGUUUUAUAAAUGGGCUUUUCUUUUCCAUCUAACAACUUCUUAUCUUUGUACCAACUCAUAUCUUCAUAAAACAUGAAGCUGAACAGAACAUUUCUAUAUUAUAUAAUAGUUUAGACAGGAUAUUUCUAUAUAUAAAAAUUUAGACUGGGACACUUUUAUAUGUAUAAUGCAACUGUUGAGACUGGACUUUACUAUCUGUAUAAAAUAAGUAUUUAGACUGGAUAUCUUUAUCUGUAUAAUGUAACAAUUCAGACUCUUCUCCACAUCAGUUGGAUUUUCUUACCUUUGUUGACUGUUAACUAAAUGUCACCAUUUUGUGUUCUCCUCCUAACUGUGAUAAGCAUACAAGAAAUCGAAACAAGACAUUGUAAUAUUGUAAAUAAUUAUAAAACUUCAGUGACGUGAGAUAAACUUCUUGUUGUUUUGAGGCUUAAGCAGACAAAGCUAAACUGUACCUUCUCUAUUCCUUUGAGGCUUUUUCAUUGCUCAAUACUUAUUGUUUACUUAUAUAGUGAAGAAAUAAUAUAUGUAUGUGUGUAUAUUCUGAAUAUAUAAUAUAUACAUUUGUGUAUGUGCGUAUGAAAAAUUUUUAUGCCGUUACUUCAAGAGAAUAGCUUUUACAUAAGCCAAAAGAAAGAAAGCUAUGAAGCAUUUCAUAGCUUUUCUAAAUCAACAACAAUGAUCUAAACAGACCAGUGUCUUCAAUUAAUUUGCUGUAUUUCUUAUGCUGUAACUGAUCAAAUUGGCAAUGGUUGUUAACUCUCUUUGAAAUGCUAAUUUUCACUUUAAUUUAUUCUUUUGUUGAUGUUGAAUUUUUUUAGAAAAUUUCAGCUCUAUACUUCAUAUUAUUAUUAUAUAAAAAAAAAAAAUUAUUAAUUUAAUAUUCCAAAUUUUAGAUCUGAUGGCUCUACUUUCAUAACACUUCCAUUAUCAACCUGUUCAAAAAUUUGGUAACUGACUUACCAUCUUAUUGUAUUUUACAAUAUUUGAUAUUCUUAAGAGAAAAUAAAAGAAUAAACAUUUUAUAUUUCAUUCCAUUCUCAGCAAAUAAAUUGCUGUGUAAAAACAAACAAAAAAAGACUAUUAAAAUAUUUUUUUACUCAAAA